This is a messenger RNA of Physeter macrocephalus (sperm whale), 1279 nucleotides long. RefSeq names its product endoplasmic reticulum protein 29 (gene ERP29). The coding region runs from base 174 to 959 and encodes 261 amino acids. Gene Ontology annotation, cellular component: endoplasmic reticulum; endoplasmic reticulum lumen. Gene Ontology annotation, biological process: protein secretion. The record is from RefSeq and is a predicted model, not a curated record. The transcript is spliced from 3 exons. NCBI's taxonomy places the organism in Eukaryota, Metazoa, Chordata, Mammalia, Artiodactyla, Physeteridae.
UCCAUUUCCCCGCCCCUCACGUGGCUCCUCCCUCUCACCCCAGGCCGGCCGGCCUGAGCCGGCCUGGCUGUACACGUGCGCGCACCCGUGCCCGCCUUCCUAGCCACGUGACUCCCGGCUCGGCGCUUGCUUCACUACAGCCUUCCUAGCUCUUACUGCCAGAAUCCGGCGUUAUGGCUGCCGCUGUUCCCCGGGCCGCUUCUCUCUCCCAAUUGUUUCCCCUUCUCCUGUUCCUCCUGCUCCUCUCUACUCCGCAAGGCGGCAGCGGCCUGCACACCAAGGGCGCCCUUCCCCUGGAUACAAUCACUUUCUACAAGGUCAUUCCCAAAUGCAAGUUCGUCUUGGUGAAGUUUGACACCCAGUACCCCUACGGUGAGAAGCAGGAUGAGUUCAAGCGUCUGGCUGAAAACUCGGCUUCCAGCGAUGAUCUUUUGGUGGCAGAGGUGGGGAUCUCAGAUUAUGGUGACAAGCUGAAUAUGGAGCUGAGUGAGAAAUACAAGUUGGACAAGGAGAACUACCCAGUCUUCUACCUCUUCCGGGAUGGGGACUUUGAGAACCCAGUCCUAUAUAGUGGGGCAGUUAAGGUUGGAGCCAUCCAGCGCUGGCUAAAGGGACAUGGGGUUUACCUAGGUAUGCCUGGUUGCCUGCCUGCGUAUGACACCCUUGCUGGAGAGUUCAUCAGGGCCUCUGGUAUGGAGGCCCGCCAGGCCCUCUUGAAGCAGGGGCAGGACAACCUUGCAAGUGUGAAGGAGGCUGAGAAGAAGUGGGCCGAGCAAUACCUUAAGAUCAUGGGAAAAAUCUUAGACCAAGGUGAGGACUUCCCAGCCUCAGAGAUGACCCGGAUCACCAAGCUGAUUGAGAAGAACAAGAUGAGCGAUGGGAAGAAGGAAGAGCUCCAGAAGAGCCUAAACAUUUUGACUGCCUUCCAGAAGAAGGGGGCUGAGAAGCAGGAGCUGUGAAAGGCACUCCAGGGUUUUCAAGGGUUUGGUUGGGUGGGGAGGGGUAAGCUACCUGCUGGCUGUGAGACCCUCCUGGGAUAUAAGGGAGCCGUAGGAAAAGUGGCACUAAACCAGAAAUCUGAGUAUUCCCAGAUAUUGAUGCUGGUGUAACUAUGCUUGGAACAUCUCUGUAACCAGUCCGGUAUAGCUGGAACAUUUACUCAGAUGGCUUGUGAAAUUCCCCCUCAGAAGGAAUUGGUGCUAUAAAGAAGAGUGUACUGCCCAGGUUUUUGACAGAUAUAAUUGAUUCAAUUAAAGUUUCUGUGUUUUGGUUAAAUGGA